Molecule: messenger RNA, 1240 nt
Organism: Lepus europaeus (European hare)
Lineage: Eukaryota; Metazoa; Chordata; Mammalia; Lagomorpha; Leporidae
Product: glyoxylate/hydroxypyruvate reductase B-like
Exons: 6
Coding region: 93-1085 (330 amino acids)
Cellular component (GO): cytosol
Molecular function (GO): NAD binding; glyoxylate reductase (NADPH) activity; hydroxypyruvate reductase [NAD(P)H] activity
Source: RefSeq, a predicted model, not a curated record
GCUCUGUUCCCGAGCCCAUUGCCUAGGGGCUUUAACAGAAGAAACCUUGAACGGAGAGCCUGACUCGGUUGAAGACAGUUUCAGCAAAGGUCAUGGCAGACCAGGAGCUGCCCUGUGUGCUGGUGUCUGGAUUCGAAGGACCAUGUGGUGUGUUCAAGGGUCACGUCGGAGACCUGCAGAAGCACUUCCGUCUCAUUACCAUGAAAGAAUUUUUGAAAAAUAAAACACAACUCAGCCAAAAGAUCCAGGCAGUGUACAUCUGGGGUGGAAAGCCAGUGAUCGACCACGAGCUGCUGCAGAGCCUGCCCUCCCUGAAGAUCAUCGCCAGCGCGGGCGUGGGCGUGGACCACCUGGACCUGCCGCUCAUCGCCAGCUUCGGUGUGAAGGUGGCCAACACACCCCAUGCCGUGUCCAGCCCCACAGCAGAUCUGGGCAUGACCCUGCUGCUGGCUGCAGCUCGUAGGCUCCUAGAAGGUUGCCAGCUGGCUCUCUCGCCAGAGACAGAGAGCUUCUCCAUCAACUGGAUGGGUCAGGGGGUGACAGGGGCCACUCUGGGGAUCGUCGGCAUGGGCAGCAUUGGCUAUAAGGUCGCGCAGAGGGCCAAAGCAUUUGAAAUGAAGAUUCUGUACCACAAUCGGAACCGCAGGCCGCGGGAGGAGGAGGAAGCUGUGGGGGCCACUUACUGUGAGAAACUGGAGGACUUGCUGCCACAGUCGGACUUCGUGAUGCUGGCCCUGCGCCUGACCCCUGAGACCCAGGGCCUGCUUGGGAGGCGGGAGCUGGCCCUGAUGAAGCCCACGGCUGUGCUUGUGAACAUCGGCAGAGGUCUGCUGGUUGAUCAGGACGCGCUGGUGGAAGCUCUUCAGACUGGGGUCAUUCACGCUGCCGCGCUGGACGUCACACACCCGGAACCCCUGCCCAGAGACCACCCCCUGCGGGGGCUGAAGAACGUCAUUCUGACGCCUCACAUGGGAAGUGCCACUCACCAGGCCCGGCGACAGAUGAUGGAAAACCUGGUUGAGAGCGUGCUGGCGGCUCUCAGCGGCCUCCCCGUUCCCAACGAAGUGGUCGGGACAGCGACUUAGGAGGCCUGCGGUGGCGGCGAGCGGGCGGGGAAGACGGGGCCGUCAGCUCGGCCGCACCCUGUGCUCAGGAGCCUCCUCCAGGUCCCGACUUGCCAACGGCCCGAUUCCUAUUAAAACCUCGGCUGGGCUGGGAACUUUCUAGCCGUCUGUUGCCA